AUGAGCCUAAUGGACAUCACGAAAAUGUUCUCCAUGCUCCAGCCCAGCGAGGACGAAGAAGACAACGGAGGCGUCCGGAGCGUGAAGGUCCUCCUGGCCCACGGGGCGGAGGUGGACAGCCUGGACGUGAAAGCUCAAACCCCGCUCUUCAUGGCGGUCAGCAACGGCCACCGGGAAUGCGUGCAGGUCCUCCUGGCCGCGGGGGCCAGUCCCGCUGGCAGGAUCUCCAUCAUCGCCGCCAGGGACGGGGACGCGGACAUCCUGCGGCAGCUCCUGGACCACGGCGCGGAAGCCAACGUCCAAGCGAGGUUGCCCGAGUGGGCCGCCAACUCGGCGGCUUGUUCUGGCCCUCUCUACCUCGCCGCCGCCUACGGGCACCUGGAGUGCUUUAAGAUGCUGUUGCUUUACGGCGCCGACCCCGACUACAACUGCCGGGAGGAGAGGGUGAUCGCCCAGGUCAAGGAGCCCAAGACUCUGCUGGAAACCUGCCUGCGGCAUGGCUGCAGGAGCGAGUUCAUCCAGCUGCUCAUCGACUUCGGAGCCAACGUGUACCUGCCCGACGUCACAGUGGACAAGGCGGCACCCCGCAGCGAGGGCCUGGAGCUGCUGCUGCAGGCGAGAGGUAACCUGC
Messenger RNA from Tauraco erythrolophus (red-crested turaco), 631 nucleotides. Lineage: Eukaryota; Metazoa; Chordata; Aves; Musophagiformes; Musophagidae. The record is from RefSeq and is a predicted model, not a curated record.